This is a messenger RNA of Bursaphelenchus xylophilus (pine wood nematode), 300 nucleotides long. Lineage: Eukaryota; Metazoa; Nematoda; Chromadorea; Rhabditida; Aphelenchoididae. The record is from the annotation of a GenBank genome assembly.
AUGUUGGGCGCCAAGUGGUGGUGCCAGCUGAUCUUCAGCUGUCGCCUCCGCCGCCUCUCGUCCCCCUUCUCAAGCCCCUUUUUUCGAGCGAAACCGGCUAAACCGAGAGGAAGCGGGGCCGAGAUUACACCAGAGCGAGAGUAUGUGGGAGAAUUGGCGAGCGAAUGGGGUGGGGUUGGGUUCUUGGGAAAAGCGGGCGACGUCAUCCCACGUUUCGAAAGUCAUAUAUUAGGAUGUCGUGAGGACAGAGAGGUGGGGGGAAAGGGGUUUUUGGCGAGUUUAUGCCGUGAACUGAGGUAA